CGUCGCGAGUGCGUGAAAAAUGUCGAAACACGAUCGAGUGAAAUCGGGUGGCUUUCUGGAUACGUUGCUCGGCCGACCACACAAGAAGCUUGGUCGGCAUGGAGGGAGUGGCGUGUACGGGAACGGUCCGAGCAACGCUGGCGGGAACUUCAGUGGUUACGGAGGGAGUUACGGUAGCCUUAACGGGGGCCGUCCACUGUCCGGCCCGGACGCAGAUCUGGUGUCCAUGAUCGAGCCGAACGAAACACAUCGGUUGAGCGAGGCGGAAGUCAACAAACUGUUUCUCGAAAUACUCGAGGACAUGAACAUUCCGAAGGACAAGCGUGACCCGCUGCUAGGCAAACCGCUCGAGGAGAAGCGCAAGAUGAUCGAUAUGCAUGUGAAAGGUAAAAUAUCCGCCGAACAUCGCGCUAAUUCACGGUUCGAAAAACCGUCGGACUAUGUGCAGUACCUUCACGAAGGCGACUAUUCAAAUAGGUCAAGCAAACUGCUCGGAUGUCUGGAGAGUCUUCGCGUGGCAUUGACCAGCAAUCCCAUCAGCUGGAUCAAGGACUUUGGCGAGGAUGGCAUCAACGAAAUCGUUACCCUGCUGCGGUACUGCAAAUCGGGCCCGCGCCGAAUGUACAAGAUCGAGUACGAAUGUUUACGAUGUUUGAAGGCAAUCCUCAACAACUCCUGGGGUCUGAACGUUAUCCUCACGCCAGAUCAGCACGCGGUUGUGCUGCUGUUGGCGCAAUGUGUCGAUGCGAACAACCCGCAGACGAUGUGUGAAGCGAUUAAGCUACUGUCCGCCUUGACGCUGCUGAAGGAUCGAAACGGGUACGAGAAGGUACUACGAGCGAUCACCAAUGUGAGCUCGAUGCGGAAACCCGGUUCGGAUCGAUUCCGCCCGAUUGUGGAGGGUUUGUUUUUGGAUCACGAUCGUAACUACGAACUGACCUGCAGCACGAUGAUCUUCAUCAACUGUCUCAUCAACACACCGACCGACAUUAACUUUCGGCUACAUUUACGGUGUGAAAUGAUGCGCGCUGGUCUGUACGAACGGAUCGAUCAGCUGUCGGAGAUGGUGGAGAAGAGCGGCAACGAGAAUCUGGUGAAUCACUUCAAGAUCUUUAACGGCUACCGGGAAGAUGAUUUCGAGGAGUUUAGCAACCGGUUCGACAAUGUGCGGCUCGAGCUCGACGACAUGAAUGAUUGUUUCGAACUGCUGCGGAACCUGGUCGUGGACACGAGUUGCGAACCGUAUUUCCUUUCGAUUCUGCAGCAUUUGCUAUUCAUCCGUGACGAUCAUCAGUACCGGCCGGCCUACUUUAAGCUAAUCGAGGAAUGCGUUUCACAGAUCGUACUGCACAAGAGUGGGUACGAUCCAAACUUUGAGAGUCGCGAUUUCCACAUAGACACCAGCACCCUGCUGGACGAUAUGGCGGAAAAGUCGAAGCAGAUGGAAAGCAAAAAGUCGGAAGACUUCGAGAAGCGUAUGACCGAGCUGCAAACUGCGCGCCAGGAAGCGGAAGCCCGUGUGGCCGCCCUCGAGGAUCGGCUAAAAGAGAUCGAAGCGACCGGCGUUGUCGUGUCGCCGAAGGGUAAAAGUAAACUACCUCAAAUCAACAUUCCUCCACCACCGCCCGGUCUGCUACCCGGUGUACCAGGAACGGUGGCAGCACCGCCUCCUCCACCCUGCCCGGGAGCAAUUCCAGUUAUGGUCGGUGGUGCACCAGCACCACCACCUCCACCCUUCCCGGGGGCUGGUGGUGGUGGUCCACCACCUCCCCCACCUAUGCCCGGUAUGGGCGGUGGUCCACCUCCGCCACCGCCGAUGAUGAUGAUGGGUGGUGGUGGACUCCGGCCGCCUGGUAUGCCGCCACCCUUCCCCAAUGCCGCCCCGAAACCUCUGCCGUACGGUUUGAAGCCGAAGAAAAAGUGGGAAACCGAUGGCCCGAUGAAGCGGGCCAACUGGAACGGUUUGGAUGCGCAAAAGCUUUCCGAGAACUCGUUCUGGGUACAGGUGCAGGAAGAGAAGCUAGCUGAUAAUGACAUUUUCGCACGACUCGCCAUGAAGUUCUCCUCCAAGCCGGCCAAACCGGUCGACAAAGAUUCCAGCGAUCGGCCACAGUCGUCGAAGAAAAAUAUCGAUCUACGCGUGUUGGACGGCAAAGCGGCGCAGAACCUUUCCAUCCUGUUGGGCGGUUCGCUAAAGCACCUUUCUUACGAACAGAUUCGUACGUGUCUGCUGCGCUGCGACACAUCCGUGCUCAGCCCAAGCGUACUCCAGCAGCUCAUCCAGUAUCUUCCGCCACCGGAUCAGCUGAAGCGACUGCAGGAGAUACGGGCGCGCGGUGAAGAUUUGGCAGGUGCGGAACGGUUUGCGGCCACGAUCAGCGAUAUCAAACGUCUCGGUGCCAGGCUGCAGAGUCUCAGCUUUAAAAUCGACCUGCCGGACAUGGUGCAGGAUGUGAAGCCGGACAUAGUGGCCGGAACGGCCGCAUGCGAGGAAGUGAAGACGAGCAAAAAAUUCGCCAAGGUGCUGGAACUCAUCCUACUGCUUGGCAACUACAUGAACUCGGGCUCGAAAAAGGAGCUCGCCUUUGGGUUCGAGAUGAGCUUCCUGCCGAAACUGACCAGCACCAAGGAUUACGAGAACAAGCAGACGUUGCUACACUAUCUCGCCGAGGUUAUCGAGAGCAAAUUCCCGGAGGCGCUUACCUUCCACGAGGAUCUUUCCCACGUCGAUAAGGCAUCACGCGUGAGCUUGGACACGAUACAAAAGACAAUGCGACAGAUGCAAAACUCGCUGAAAAACCUCGAAUCGGAUCUGAACAACAACAAGGUGCCGCAAAGCGAAGACGAUCGAUUCCUCGAGGUGAUGGGCCAGUUUGCGGUCGAGUGUCGGGCGCAGGUCGAAGUGUUGGGCCGUAUGCUCGCGCAGAUGGAAUCCCUGUUCACCAGCCUGUCCGAGUACUAUUGUUUCGAUCCGGCCAAGUACACGAUGGAGGAGUUCUUCACCGAUAUUAAAACGUUCAAGGAUGCGUUCGUCCAGGCGCACACGGACAAUUUGCGAUUGCGCGAGGAGGAAGAGAAACGGCAGAGGGCGCAGGAAGCGAAGGAGCGUGCCCAGCGGGAGCUGCACGAACGCCAGCAGCGCAAGGUGGAUCUGAUCAGUAUCGAUGCGGGCCAAACGCAGGAAGGCGUUAUGGACAGUUUGCUGGAAGCGCUUCAGACCGGUUCGGCGUUUGGCAAUCGGGAGCAGCGUCGAAGACGCGGACCCCGACCGGCCGGUGCCGAACGGCGCGCACAGCUUAAUCGUAGUCGAUCGCGUACCGGCAUCACGGCGAAUGCGUUUUCUAGCCGAGAAAUGAUUUCAGAACUUCUCGGACCGGCGUAGUGUGGUAAUUAAGGUGUUCAUUAUUUACAGUGUUGUUUUAUGAACUGCGUUAUCGUGGUUGCCAGCCACAGGGACACACCAGGAGGCGUACAAUUGAGAUUUAUUUGCAAUUAAACCGAUGAAAGCGACUUUUAUAGAGAAAAAAACAUUACCGAAUUGGAACGAAACAAUAUGAAAAAUCAGUAUUUCUAUUUCUUUUUUUUUACAUUAACAAUAAUAGGACGCAAUAAAAGGGCACUAGGAGAACUGAUUUGUGAACGUGUAUAAAAAUAGUGUUAGGACAAAGUGGGGAGGGUAGCGUGUGCGCAAAACUUUAUCCACCACUCGUCGUAUGUCACUGCGUUUGCCAAUUUUACGUAUAUUUCCGGAUUGUCGUAUAACAUUCUUACAAACUAAGCCAUGGUACGAGUGAAAAAAGGAAGUGAACGUGAAUACCAAACACAAAGCGGAAUUGACCUAAAGCAAAAAAAAACACCAGACUACACACAAAAGACUACAAAAAGCGCCUUAAAUAAUGAAACAAGUAAAUCAAUCGUGAUAAUGAACCGAGAAUGCACAAAACCGCAGCACGCAACAAUACGCGAUCGCGAUCAUGCAUACACAAAGCACACGAUACAUCAGCCAGAAGUUAAGCUUAGGAACUUAGUCGUGAUUAUAAAGCGCAAACAGAUAAGAUACGGGGACAGCGACUUUCUACGGAGUUGUACAAAAAUUAAUGCUAAUGUCGCAAUUGUUGGUGGGAUAAGGAGAGCGCCAUAAAACUUAUUCGAACAUAGUAAACUGAGUAUGAGUAAGUGAGGGCAAAACUGCGAAAACAUGUUUAAUCCUACCGAAACAAAACAAAACAAAAAAGACACCAAGGCCAGAGCGACAGGUUGGCUUAACUGGACAACGAUUUAUAAAAUCAAAGCUCCAUUUCAAAUAUCUCCUGUCCAAAAAAAAGCAGUGACGAAUCAAACAAAAAAAAACACACACACAUAAGUCUGUCGCAAACCGUCGGGUACAAUAUACAUAUAUUCAACGAAUGUUUAUAACAAAAUAUUUUUGCUAAUUGUGAAAUUGUUACAAAAUUGACGCGAUAUUGCAGGGGGGGUCAUACACACAUACAAGUAAAGGAUGUAGUUUGUUUUGUA
Anopheles moucheti is the source of this 4515-nucleotide messenger RNA. RefSeq names its product protein diaphanous (gene dia). The transcript is spliced from 2 exons. Gene Ontology annotation, cellular component: cytoplasm; actin filament. Lineage: Eukaryota; Metazoa; Arthropoda; Insecta; Diptera; Culicidae. The record is from RefSeq and is a predicted model, not a curated record. Gene Ontology annotation, biological process: actin cytoskeleton organization; actin filament polymerization. Gene Ontology annotation, molecular function: small GTPase binding; microtubule binding; actin binding. The coding region runs from base 20 to 3382 and encodes 1120 amino acids.